Molecule: messenger RNA, 873 nt
Organism: Trichomonas vaginalis G3
Lineage: Eukaryota; Parabasalia; Trichomonadida; Trichomonadidae
Exons: 1
Coding region: 1-873 (290 amino acids)
Source: RefSeq, a predicted model, not a curated record
AUGAAUUCGUCGCGAUUAAAAAAGUUAACUCCGAUGAAUUCUUCGAGAAUUAUCACAUCUAGUAGACCACAGUCAACUCUAAAUUCUUCUCGAACUAUCAGAAUAACAACUCAACGGCCUGAGAAACGUACAAUCCGGGCGAGUACAACUUCAAUUUCAGGAAAUCAAAGCUUAUCCGAACAAUUUACUAGAUUAAAUCAAGAAAUUGCCCAAAUUCAGUGCGAAGUAAAGCCCUUAAGAUCUCAAUACAUUGCAUUACAAAAUUCACUUCUAGAAAAACAACAAAAAUCUAACUUCAAUGAUGAAAUUGACCCUGAAGAUGACGAUCAAGCUGUUAAUAAAGAAGAAUUUCAAACAGCAAAAUUUAAAUUUGAAAAUGAAAGCGUUAAAUUACAAAAACAGCUUGACAUGAUUAGGUCUGCACUUUCAAUUACUCAAAUUAAUACACUAGAAGAGGAAGAAGAGAAUGGAAAGCGUUUAGUACAAACUCUUCGAAUGAAUAUCAUGCAAAUGGAUGAAGAAAUAGAUAAGCAGCAAAACCAGAUUAAUUCAUACAGACUUUCUCAGAUAUAUGAUACAAUUCAAAAGCAAAAAGACGAAAUUCAAAAACUAUCUCAAGAAUUACAAGACGAAAUUACUAAACAUGAGCAGCUUAGAGCCCAGAGAGAUGGGUUCGAAGAGUCUUCAACGAUGUCAAGCGAGUUUGCAGAAGACGUUAAUCAGAUCGGUAGACUCAAAAGGAAGCUUGAAGCAGCAAGGAGAAAGCACUUCGAAAAAUGCAAAGUAUUCCUCCAGUUAAGGAACAAGCAAUUGGCUGAAAUUGAAGAGGUGAAAGCGGCCAUCAACAAAGACAAUCUUGCUGACGAUAAUUAG